AAAAAGCCUUAAAAAUGGGGGGUGGAAAAUCCCAGAAAUCUUAGUGUCAGUGAAACUACUGCUGGUUAUGGGAAGGGAUUAGGGACCGGUAUCAGGAGAGAAAAGUUUUUUAAUACUGGGUUUCCCAGCCAAAACCCCCAGGGCAGGGGGAAGGGAGUUGCCAUCUGACCUGACCCAAAGGACUCUUCCAGCGUGGGGCUGAGUCAGGAAGAAAACAGGACGGUUCCUUUAGUUUAGGGUGGGCCGGCAGGGUUCUCUGCCCAGAAGGCUGCAGCUGUUCCAGCCUGCAGCCGGCCAGCGAUUACACUGGAGGUCGUAUGUAGGGAGACCGCAGCAAGGCCAGCCCCUCAGCAAGGCCAGGAAGCCAUCCACUGGGAUCCUGGAUUUUACUCAUGGAUUAAACGUGGCAUUCCCUCCUUCCCCAUCCGUUACAGAUCUAAAAAUAGCUCGUCCCUGGGGAGCUGGGAAGCGGCUCCGCCUCUUCUUGGCGAGGGGUGGGGCGGCUGUCCUGGGCGCUCGAGGCACGAGAACGGCUGGCCGCGAGCUGCCGGCGCACGGAGGCGCUCUGGGCCCCGGGUCCCCGCAGGCUGGCGGCGCUGGCGUGGGCAGGGCGGGCGCUGUCCCCAGCGGCAGAGAACGCGGGGGUUAACGGUGGCUGGGGCAGCAUCCCUGGGCGGCAGACGGUGAGGAUUCCGGGAACUGCCUCUGCGCCGUCUGGCGGAGCCAGCCGGGAGGCGGGACCCGGGGCGAGGAGGGGAGCCCGAACCUCAAGACCUCUUCCCGCUGCCUCCGGCUCCGGGGACCCCACGGAUGCAAGCUGUGGAGCUGAGUGGAGUUCAGCAAACCCUGCUGAGAUACAGGGAGAAUUUAGGGUCUCCAAUUCUGACCCUGUCGUGAAUUGCUCUAAACCCUAUCAGCCCUUGCACUUUGGUCAAGAAAUCUCAGGCUUUUUCUCAGCUCUUUGGCCUGCUGCCGUGGCCUUGGUGGCACCCUUCUCUGGUGGUCAGCUCAGGACUUCCUCCGCCCAUGCAGUCCCCAGCUGCUACUGCUGAGGGCCUUAGCAGCCCCAUCUUUGGGGCCUAUGCAUUCCCCAUCUUCAAGUUCCAGCCUCGUCGUGAAAGCAUGGACUGGAGGCGCAUUAGCACCCUGGAUGUGGACCGUGUGAUCCGGGAGCUGGAUGUGGCCACUCUGCAGGAGAAUAUCACUGGUGUCACCUUCUGUAACUUGGACAGAGAGGUGUGCAGCCGCUGUGGGCAGCCUGUGGACCCAGCAUUGCUCAAGGUGCUGCGCCUGGCGCAGCUCAUCAUCGAGUACCUGCUGCACUGCCAGGAUUGCCUGAGUGCCAGCAUCGCCCAGCUGGAGGCACGGCUGCAGGCCAGCCUGGGCCAGCAGCAGCGCGGUCAGCAGGAGCUGGGCCGCCAGGCUGACGAGCUCAAGGGCGUGCGGGAGGAGAGCCGCCGGCGUCGCAAGAUGAUCAGCACCCUGCAGCAGCUGCUAAUGCAGACAGGCAGCCACAGCUACCACAUGUGCCACCUGUGUGACAAGACGUUCAUGAAUGCCACCUUUCUCCGGGGCCACAUCCAGCGUAGGCAUGCAGGCGUGGCAGAAGGUGGAAAACAGAAGAAGCAGGAUCAGCCAGUGGAAGAAGUGAUAGAAGAGCUACGGGCCAAGCUAAAGUGGACCCAAGGGCAGCUGGAAGCCCAGAGGGAGGCCGAGAGGCAGCGGCAGCUCCAGGAAGCGGAGAUCACUCAUCAGAGGGAAAUAGAAGCUAAGAAAGAAUUCGAUGAAUGGAAAGAAAAAGAGCACAUCAAGCUUUAUGGGGAAAUAGACAAGCUAAAAAAGUUAUUUUGGGAUGAAUUUAAAAGUGUUGCCAACCAGAACUCUACACUAGAAGAGAAACUGCAGGCACUGCAGUCCCACGGUGUGACAGAGUCCAACCUGGGAUCGCUGCGGGAUGAGGAAUCGGAGGAGCGAGUCCAGCAGACACGGGAGCUCCAGGCCCUGAGAGACAAGAUGGAAAUGCAGAAAACUGAGUGGAAGAGAAAAAUAAAAGAACUGCAUGAAGAGCACGUGGCUGAGAAGAGAGAGCUGCAGGAGGAGAACGAGCGGCUCCAGGCCUCCUUGUCUCAGGAUCAGAGGAAGGCAGCUGCCCAGUCCCAGCGGCAGAUCAGCGCCCUCCGCACCCGGCUGCAGGAGCAAGCCAGGCUCAUCGCCUCCCAGGAGGAGACGAUCCAGACCUUGUCCCUCAGGAAGGUGGAGGGGAUCCACGAGGCGCCUAAGGCUGCAGACACAGAGGAUUCUCCCGAGGAAGAGCUGGAGGACUCCCGAGAUGAGCAUCAGAAGGUGCUCACAGCCCUGAGGAGUAACCCCACCUUGCUGAAGCAAUUCAAGCCAAUCCUGGAGGACACCCUGGAAGAGAAGCUGGAAAGCCUGGGGAUAAAGAAGGGCACAAAGGGAAUCUCGGUUCAGACUCUCAGACACCUGGAGUCCCUGCUGAGAGCCCAGCGGGAGCAGAAGGCCCGAAGUUUUUCUGAAUUUCUGAGUCUGAGGGAAAAGCUCCUCAAGGAAACCACCAACAGAGUGAAGGAAAGACAGGAGCGUGGGGCUGUGGAGUCUCAGCCAGACGGCCAGCCUUCAGUCAAAAGCCAGUGGAGCACACUGGCCUCCAGAGAGGCCCAGCCAAAGACCAGGACCCUGCAGGUGGCGUUGCCGUCCAAGCCGGCAGAGCCACCCACACCAACUCUUCAGAGCCGUGGCAGCCGUGGCCCCGGCCCGACCCAGGUGUCCACCCCAACUCCACGCCCCAGAGUGCGUGGACCCUCCAGCACCCCUGCUUCCCCGGGGGCUGGGCCGAGCAGCACGUCCCCGUUCAGUUCUGAGGAGGACUCGGAGGGAGGCUCCAUGCAGCGUGUGCCUCGCCAGCCCCUGCGAGUUCCUUCCAGGGUGGUGCCCCGGCCACCGGAGGGUGACUGGGACUGGUCUGACACCGAGACCUCGGAGAACGCCCUGCCCCCUGGCAAGGGCUCAGGCGCCCUGGCUGCCUCAGGUACGCUGGUGCAGUCGAUGGUCAAAAACCUGGAGAAGCAGCUCGAAGCCCCGGCAAAGAAGCCUGCUGGAGGGGUCAGUCUGUUUUCAGUGCCCAGUGCUGGGCCACAGAGGGUUGCUGCACUGGGCAAGAAGCCUCAGCUUUCUGAAGAUGACAGUGACCUAGAGAUCUCUUCCUUGGAAGAUCUUUCCCAGGACCUGGACCAGAGAGAGAAACCCAAACCCUUGUCUCGCUCAAAGCCCCCAGAGAAGUCUGGCACUGGACCUUGGAGCUCUGGCCGACCCAGAGUCCCUGGCUGGUAAUCCUGGCCCAGAGCCUGGCUGGCCAGAGGAUUUGCCUUGUCACCUGGCUGCCGUCAGCUCAGGUCCAACCCCAGCAGAAGAGGCUGCCAGAUCUGUUGUCUUCACCAGCAACCAAGAGGUUUUCUCCUUGGAGAGAAACAGAGCAGGGAGUGGAUAUGAUCUCUUCCCUCCCUACCUGCGAGGGGCCCUGCCACAGAGGUGCAUCGGUGCCUGGCCGGGUGUCCCCUGGGUCCCAAGGCUUGAAAGAAGUUAUAAUAGGACAUUCAAGUAGUUUCCUUCCUUCACCUCCGUGGCCACUGCAGACUGAAAAGAGUUACUGAAUCUCUCUUCCCAAGCCUUUUGUAAACCUGCAAGAACACUGUGGAGAUGGAUUGUAUAUGGGGCUUUUUUGGGUACAUAUGCCUCAAGUCAUUCAGUUAUUGACCCAAAGGCAGUUAUUGAAUGCCUAAUGUGUGCCGGGUCUUCCAGCCUCUCACUGCUGAGCUGGGGUGCAUGCAGGGCUUGGGGGGGCAGAAUGUCUAUAGUCAGUGCCAGUCCGGGGUAGUAAUCUAGUGACAGACAUGAGGUGUUACAGAAGCAUAUAAGAGGCCACCCAACCCAGCCUGGGAUGAUCCUGGAGAGUUUCCUGGAGUCGCCUGUUCGUGGGUAGGAAGGAAGGAGGGCCACUUGGCUGGGACCUCUUAUCCCCAAAGGACCACACAUUUAAUUUUUGAUGUUAUUUCCAAAAUCAGGUUAUAUACAUAGCCAUUGUAUUUUUUUAGUAUGAAAAACAUUAAUUUAUUAUAUGCAAAUAUUUUUU
Molecule: messenger RNA, 4147 nt
Organism: Microcebus murinus (gray mouse lemur)
Lineage: Eukaryota; Metazoa; Chordata; Mammalia; Primates; Cheirogaleidae
Gene: DZIP1L
Product: DAZ interacting zinc finger protein 1 like
Biological process (GO): cilium assembly
Cellular component (GO): cytoplasm; ciliary basal body
Source: RefSeq, a predicted model, not a curated record